UGAAGGCCCCCCUGGACAAGCUGGGCCCAAGGGCAGUGUGGGACUUUCAGGGUUUCCAGGAGACAAAGGCUCUCAGGGUCUUCCCGGGAAUCCAGGAUUGACCGGUCAUCCAGGGAUACCUGGAGUCCCAGGAGACAAGGGUCCAAUGGGACCACCCGGGAGUCCAGGAUGCAAUGGCACAAAGGGUGAUAGGGGUUUUCUAGGAAAUACAGGACGACCUGGACAACCCGGCCGUUUGGGACUACCAGGGGAAGACGGUCAGAAGGGAGAAGCAAUUCACUUUCCUCCUCCUUUAAUUCUGGUCGGACAGAAAGGUCAAGAUGGUCCGAUGGGUGCUCAAGGUCUGCCAGGACCGAUGGGACCAGUGGGACCACAAGGACCAGUAGGAAAUUGGGGAUCUUCAGGACUGAGAGGCAGGCCUGGCCAAGCAGGAGAAAAGGUUAUUUUGGACAGAAGUAACAUUUGUAAAUACGGUCUUCUGGUCGUUGUGUGUAUGUGUACUGCCUCACUAUGA
Molecule: messenger RNA, 514 nt
Organism: Electrophorus electricus (electric eel)
Lineage: Eukaryota; Metazoa; Chordata; Actinopteri; Gymnotiformes; Gymnotidae
Source: RefSeq, a predicted model, not a curated record